Lodderomyces parapsilosis is the source of this 1317-nucleotide messenger RNA. RefSeq names its product Mac1p (gene MAC1). The record is from RefSeq and is a predicted model, not a curated record. Gene Ontology annotation, biological process: positive regulation of transcription by RNA polymerase II; intracellular copper ion homeostasis; intracellular iron ion homeostasis. The coding region runs from base 1 to 1317 and encodes 438 amino acids. The transcript has a single exon. Gene Ontology annotation, cellular component: nucleus. Lineage: Eukaryota; Fungi; Ascomycota; Pichiomycetes; Serinales; Debaryomycetaceae. Gene Ontology annotation, molecular function: DNA-binding transcription factor activity, RNA polymerase II-specific; RNA polymerase II cis-regulatory region sequence-specific DNA binding; copper ion binding.
AUGAUAUUGAUAAACGAUGUCAAAUACUCUUGUAUGGAGUGUAUACGAGGUCAUAGGUCGUCCACAUGCAAACAUCACGAUAGACCACUACUACAAGUUAGAUCUAAAGGAAGACCAGGAGUUUAUGCCAAUGGUAAUCCCAACCAUAGAGUGGCUGUAUUUGCUGAAGAAAUUGCCACACCAACGGAUGACACGGACUCAGAAGAUAAGGGUACCACUUCAACCCCUCCAUUGACUCCAAGAUCAUGUAAAUCCCAACCUAUAGUCAUACUAAAAGCCUCGUCAAAGCAAGUGAUAGACUUGACCAAUGGGGAGAUCAUAGGUCCUUAUGAUGAAUCAAAAACCACCAAAAGCACAGUUGAAAAGGCACCACCACAACAACCAAUUAUCAAUGACGAAAGCUUUAUAAUAUCAUCAGGUUGCUGUGCUCCAAAAGUAUCAAAACGUUCAGGGUGUGGAUGUUGUGGAAACAAAAAGAAGGAUGUAAACAAGUCGAAGAUACUACAGACGUACAUUGAAAAGAGGCUCAAUAAGGAUGUCGUUAUACCUCCCAAGCAGGUGAAAUUUAUUUCAGAAUCGCCACACCAAAAAUCAAAUGACAAUGGAGUCGACCGUAAUGGAGCACCCGUAUUUGAGGUUGUUCCAAUAUCAUCUUGUUCCAUACCUGGUACAUGUUGUUGUGGAAGUGACUGUAAGUGCGCUGGAUGCGUGGUUCAUGGCAAUGCCACCGAAGUUACUACAAACCCGCCAUUACUCCCAUCUCAGUCUAGCGGAGUACCUAUAGAUAGUUUUUCAAAGUCCGACACCCUCGUAUUCAAUUCGUUGCCAAAUACUGAUAUAAUUCCUAAGGCUUUACCUAUUGAACUGAAUCAGCCGCAACCGAUGCUCAACCAGCCGCAAUUUGAUUUUGCCACACAGCCAUCACCUGGCGCUUGUCUCUGCCCGCCAGACGCGUGUGAUUGCACCAAUUGUGAGGUACAUGGUAUAAUCGAUGGUCACAAGUUGGAUGAAUACUUUGUUGAUCAAGAAAAGUUGAUGAAUGCUCUAGUUUCGGACUUUGAUUUCAACACGCUCAUGCUAUUGGACAACAAAGCUCCUGAAAUCAAGCCAGAAUCCACUUCUACUGCCACAACGUCUACAAGUUGUUGUGACGACACGUACGGGAUAAACAAACUACAAUACCCACAGAUGCAAUCACAAACCAAUGGCCAUUGGUCCCUGCAGCAAGAUUUUUUUCCCAACCACAUCGAGACGAGUACAAAACCUCAAGCCACUACUACUCUGAAAGGCUGCUGCUCCAACCGUAACCAAUGGUGA